UCCUUUUUCAGUGUUGGGGGUAGCCUACUGCGCAGGUCACGACGUCACGAAGACCACUAAUUACGAACACCUGCCCCUUAAAAAAAAAAAAUGGAACACCUGCGCCAAAUAUGGAACGCGGCAGAGGAAGGACAGGUCUCACCACACGUGUUCGCUCGCUUUUAAACUAAUGAACAUAACAAUCCGAAAAUAGCGUCAUGUACAGGCUGGUUGAACCCGUCAGUCCGGUAACGUCCAUCUAAGUGUGUGCCAGAGCCGUCUGAGGUUUUAGUUUCUUGCUGGGGGUCAGUAGGUGCGUUAUCAAUAUGAGAGCAACGUGGUUAAAGCGGCCAGUCCUCUCAUUAGGGGGGAUUGGGCUCGUCUUCUGCAUAGGCAUGUAUCUAAAGAGUGGAUAUGAGCACGCGACGGGGAAUGACAAAGAGCUGGACACACCGCAUAUAGUCAGGAGUUUAUCUGACCUGGAGGCAAGCGUCAGCAAUCUCCACAAUGUACUCCGAGCUUUUGAGCAAAAGCAGGAUGCCAUGCAGAAAAUUCUCGAAGAGGACCGAGGCAGACAGAGAAAAGCUGCAGAGGUCGAACAGCCACCGGUCAUGAAGCAGCCAGAGCAGAAAGAGCAACCUGAAGCAAAGAUCCAGGACCAAAAGGAGCCCCCCAAAGAGAAAAUGUCCAAUAAACUGUUCCCUGACUCUGCCCUGUUCAAGGAGUGGGGGGAGAAUCUGUCUGAGGAUGACCAAAGAGAAGCACAGGGUUUGUUUGUGAAGUAUGGAUACAACGUUUUUCUCAGCGAUCGCCUUCCUCUAGAUCGAGUUCUUCCUGAUACCAGAGAUCCAAGGUGUGCAAAAAAGAGUUACCCAAAGGACCUGCCUAGUCUCGGAGUGGUGCUGAUCUACCUGAAUGAAGCCCUGUCUAUCAUCAAAAGAGCCCUGCGUAGCAUCAUAGACCGCACACCUAAAAAUCUGCUGAAGGAGAUAAUAAUGGUGGAUGACCACAGCUCUAAUGAAGACCUGAUGGGGGACCUUGACAUGUACGUGAAGUCGCUUGAGCAGCAGAACCCAAGUCUCCGUAUUACAAGAGUGAAGCACAAUGAGCAGAAGGGCCUUGCUUACGCCAGGGCUUCUGGGUGGAGGGCUGCUACUGCUGACGUGGUGGCCAUCCUGGAUGCACACAUCGAAGUCCAUGACAUGUGGGCUGAACCCCUGCUGACACAGAUCAAAGCUGACCGAACAGUGGUGGUGUCCCCAGUGUUUGACAGAGUCAACUUUGACGACCUCAAGGUUAUUGAAUACCUUCCAGCAUCACACGCCUUCGACUGGGCUUUAUGGUGCAUGUAUGAGAGUUUUACGCCAGAGUAUUACAAACUCAACGACAGCUCAUUACCUGGAAAGAGUCCAUCUGUCAUGGGGAUCUUUGUUGCUGACAGGAAGUUUCUAGGUGAAAUUGGAGUCCUCGAUGAAGGAAUGAAAGUGUACGGUGGAGAAAACGUUGAGCUGGGAAUUCGUGUGUGGACAUGUGGAGGCAGUGUUGAAGUAGUACCAUGCUCCAAGAUCGCCCACAUCGAGAGAUUCCACAAGCCCUACAUGCCUGACCUGAGCCCGGCCAUGAAGAGAAACUCCCUGAGGGUAGCAGAAAUCUGGAUGGAUGAAUACAAACACAACAUCAACUUGGCUUGGAACUUGCCAUUUGAGAAUCACGGAAUUGACAUUGGGGAUAUCUCGGAGAGGAAAAAACUCAGGGAAAGGUUGAACUGUAAACCUUUCAAAUGGUAUCUGGAAAAUGUGUAUCCCAAGCUGGAUCCCUGGGACAACCUACUUGCCUAUGGAGGAAUGAAGAAUCUCGAUGCUGACAUGUGCAUAGACCAAGGCCCAGUACCAGGUCACACACCCAUCGCUUACAAUUGCUACUACUAUGGACCUCAAUUCACUUAUUACCGCAAAAAUGGUGAGCUCUACAUCGGCGGCAUCAAGUCCCACAAGUACAACGACAACCGGUGUUUGACUGACGUUGGCAAAAAAGAAGCUGACCCUGGCCUUUACAACUGCAAAGAAGCUAUGCAGAAAGGAAUGGGGAUUUACUGGGACUUCACUCAGGGCAAAGAACUAAAGAACAGACAGACGAAAAGAUGUUUGGAGAUUAAAAAUGGCAAACUUCGAAUACAGGACUGCUCUGGCCAAAGAUGGGAAAUCCAAAACAUAAUCAAAGCCUUUUGAAGAGUGCGUGUGUGUGUGUGUGUGUGUGUCUUGCCAACAAGAAGUGUACUUCUCAGUCAGUGGAUCAUAACACCUGAAUGUGUAAAAUGUAAAAAGAAAAGUCAAUGAAAUCUGACUACUGCUAUGACUCAUAAAGAAAAAGUGAGUAACUGUUUUUGUAAAUCUUAUAUGAAAUGUAUUGACUUUACCUUUUUAAAAACAGAAUUUUGGAAAUUUGCUCAACAUCUUAUGAAUUGACUUUAAGGCUUUAAUUAUUUUUACCAUUUAUUAAUCUGCAAAUUAUCAGCUGCUUGGUCCAAGUUAUUUAGACGCAUGCUAACCAUACUAAACUGAAGUGUUAAAAUUGAUUUUUGGACCAGUUGUCAAAAAAUACCAAGGCUUUCAAUUUAAAGAGAGAAUUGUGCAAAUCA
Molecule: messenger RNA, 2617 nt
Organism: Siniperca chuatsi (mandarin fish)
Lineage: Eukaryota; Metazoa; Chordata; Actinopteri; Centrarchiformes; Sinipercidae
Product: probable polypeptide N-acetylgalactosaminyltransferase 8
Exons: 11
Coding region: 306-2207 (633 amino acids)
Cellular component (GO): Golgi apparatus
Source: RefSeq, a predicted model, not a curated record